UUCACCCGACUUGAACCUGACAGGUGAUGGAAUGAAGCAUGCGUAGUGUGGGAGGGCCUGUGUUUUGCAAAAGCACCUUCCACACUCCCCCUUUUCAUAUUUCAUCACAAACCGUUUGUGGGUUGAUGACACCAAUCAUGCAAUUAUAGUUAAUUGGAGGAAGGAAGCUGAUCAGUCAGUGCCGUUCAGAGAGAUGGGGAGGCCUCCUUGCUGUGACAAAUCAAACGUGAAAAGAGGGCUGUGGACAGCUGAAGAGGAUGCAAAGAUUCUUGCUUACGUCUCUAGGCAUGGGACGGGCAAUUGGACCUCUGUUCCUAAGAGAGCAGGGCUGAAGAGAUGCGCAAAGAGCUGCAGGCUAAGAUGGACAAAUUAUCUGAGGCCUGACCUUAAACACGAAAGGUUUACAUCCGAGGAAGAGGAGCUCAUUGUUAAGUUGCAUGAAACUAUAGGGAGCAGGUGGUCUCUAAUUGCAGCUCAAUUGCCAGGUAGAACAGACAAUGACGUGAAGAACUAUUGGAACACCAAGCUAAAGAAGAAACUCUCUCAAAUGGGGAUUGAUCAUGUGACCCAUAAACCCUUUUCCCAGAUAAUAGCAGAUUAUGCAACAAUCGGCCUUACCAAGCCACCUGCAAAUGAUCUCACCACCAUUCACCCACAGAACCCUCCAAUGAAUAAAGCCUCAGCAACCUUCCCCACCAGCCAAGGCCUUGGAGAUCCAUUCAUGACAGCAGGCCUGCAAUCAACCCAGAACUUUCAAAGAACUCCUCAAGAUGGCCACCUUCCUGACCAGUAUCCAUGGGACCUUCUUCAUCAGCUGCAAGCAAUGAAGCUCUUUGCACAAGCACCAGACUGUGACUCCACCCAGAUUACUGCUCAUGAUAUUCCUACUAGCAGCUGCACUGCAAUGGCCUCAACUUCAGCUCACCUAUCACAGUCCCAUGUCCCUCAGUUGGAUGAUGCUUCUUCUUCGAACUGGACUGAGUUUCUUGUACAAGACGACGAUGAUCAGCUUCCCCUUCCAAGUGUUCUUCAGGAGUUUUCAUCAAUUGAUCAGCAGGCGCAGUGCAUGGACACAGGCUAUGACCAACAACUGGAUUGCCUGUUUGGAUCUAACGAUCUAAAUCUCACAAAGUGUGACUUUGGUGAAAGAGAUGAUUGCCUGGACAGCCAAGUCUUUCCUUUCAUGGAGUUCCCUUGUAAUGGCAUCCAAGAGAACUCCAGCCAUGGCUCCACCGACUCUGUAGCGAAUUGUUUCCUUGGGAAUCUAUUAAUGGACGGGCUUCCGGAUGAUGGCAGCACUCUAAUUUGGGACUUGCCGGAGUUUCUUGACAACCCAAUGAAAGACUUGUUCAAUAGAGGAGGUGCCUAGACAUGAAAAUUUGACUGUGUAGCUACAUAUAUCACUAGAGCUUUAUAAGUAUUGAAAUAAAAAGAUCUUGAUCCGAUACCAAAUGAUGUAGA
Nymphaea colorata (pocket water lily) is the source of this 1461-nucleotide messenger RNA. Its product is annotated as transcription factor MYB35-like. NCBI's taxonomy places the organism in Eukaryota, Viridiplantae, Streptophyta, Magnoliopsida, Nymphaeales, Nymphaeaceae. The transcript is spliced from 4 exons. Bases 194 to 1369 code for a protein of 391 amino acids. The record is from RefSeq and is a predicted model, not a curated record.